GGGUAGAACAGUUACUGCAAUCAUAAAGCUCCACCUAGCGGAUGUCUGAAUCACGUGAUCAUCCAACAUGGCGUUGCCUCAGCCUCUUGUUCACCAAAUAUACUAAAGAUUUCUGAACUAAUUCGUUUAUAGGAGUAUUUUGGACACUUCCAAACACAAGAUAUCCAAACACAAGAAGAUGAAGCUGCGCGUGCAGUUACAAUGCAAGAACCUCCACGAAUAUCUAAAAGAGUUAAGUCCCACUAUCUUGGACAAACUGUACAACCACCCUGCCACAUGUCUGGCAGUUUACAGGGAGCUCCCCCCAUUGGCAAAGAAUUAUGUGAUGCGGAUGCUGUUUCUAGAUCAACCACUUCCCCAGGCGGCCUUGGCUUUGUGGGUUAAGAAAGACAGUCAAAAGGACCAUGAUGAGUGUGUCUCGGUUCUGUCAGGGCUCCGACUCUGCCAUACCCAACAGCUCCAGGGAGGCCUGCAGGGGAACAUCCUGAACCCCAUAUUCAAAGACAACCUGAGGAUAGCGCUACUGGGAGGGGGCAGAGCGUGGGCCGACCAGGGGGACAGCCUGGGUCCUGACAGACAUGCGCGGGACGUGGAGAGCCUGGACAAGUACGCCCUGGAGCGCUGGGAGGUGAUCCUGCACUUCAUGGUGGGCUCGCCUAGUGCUGCUGUCAGCCAGGAUCUGUCCCAGCUCCUCAUUCAAGCUGGCCUCAUGAGAGCUGAGGUUGGCGACGCUCCCUGUAUCACCUCUGCUGGUUUCCAGUUCCUUCUCCUGGACACUGCCUCCCAGCUCUGGUACUUCACCCUACAGUACCUCAACACGGCGCAGACUCGUGGGAUGGAUCUAGUGGAGAUCUUGUCCUUCUUGUUCCAGCUUAGUUUUUCCACAUUAGGCAGAGAUUAUUCUGUGGAAGGAAUGAGUGAGUCCUUGCUUACAUUCCUUCAGCACCUCAGAGAGUUUGGCCUCGUGUUUCAGAGGAAGAGGAAGUCCAGGCGGUACUACCCCACCAGGCUGGCCAUCACCCUGUCCGCCGGCACCACCGCCAACUCCUCCUCAGCCACGGGCGUGGUCCCUGGGACGGGAGACUCGGGUUUCAUCGUCGUGGAAACCAACUAUCGCCUGUACGCCUACACAAACUCUGAGCUGCAGAUCGCCCUGGUGGCUCUGUUCAGCGAGUGUCUCUACCGCUUCCCCAAUGUGGUGGUGGCUCAGGUCACCAGGGAGUCGGUACAGCAGGCCAUCGCUAACGGCAUCACUGCACAGCAGAUUCUCCACUUCCUAAGGACCAGGGCUCAUCCUGUCAUGUUAAAACAGAACCCAGUGUUGCCCCCCACCAUCACAGACCAGAUCCGACUAUGGGAGCUGGAGAGAGAUCGACUCCAGUUUACUGAGGGAGUGCUGUAUAACCAGUUCCUGUCCCAAGCUGACUUUGAGGUGCUGCGGGAUCGAGCUCAGGGUAUGGGCUGCCUGGUGUGGCAGAACGUAACUCAUCGUGUCAUGGUGGUGUCGCCCCAGGGACACAGCGAAGUCAAGAGGUUCUGGAAACGACAGAAAAGUCACACGUGAUGACAGACGAGAGCGACGGGAAGUGAGGCGAGAGAUGGAGGGGUGAUCUUGCUUUCUGUGACGGAGGGACAUUUUUUUGACAGUUCUGUUUAGAUGAUCCUCUGAAGGGGAGCUCUGGUGAGAAUGCAGGAUCUUCAAAGGGCACAGCAAUGCGAGGACUCCAGCCAUGCCCGAUGUGCUCUCGUCCUCUGUGGUUGUCGUCGGGCCAAACACGAUUGGCAUAAUUUGAAAUGGAGUUCGCGAGAGAUUUGUGCGCCCCCGGGGUUACAAUGACUGUAAAUGGAGCGAGCGAGUAGCUUGGACUUCUGUUAGUGAUUCAGUCCAUGUGGUUCACUUGGUGGGCAAACAAAAUAUUUUGAAGAAAUUUGUGUUUCUGAUUGAUACCUGUAAUUGUAAGCAAUUUCCAGCAAGCUCAUAUGUUAAUUGUUUUCACAGGCAAAAAUAUGGAAAUUGGGAAUUUUACAAUCUUGGGCUGACAUCAUGCAAUGCAUUUUCAAUAUUAAAGCAAAUCUGUAUACAUUGUU
Messenger RNA from Esox lucius (northern pike), 2088 nucleotides. It is a transcript of the gene gtf2h4, whose product is annotated as general transcription factor IIH, polypeptide 4. Gene Ontology annotation, biological process: nucleotide-excision repair. The transcript has 14 exons. Lineage: Eukaryota; Metazoa; Chordata; Actinopteri; Esociformes; Esocidae. Bases 179 to 1564 code for a protein of 461 amino acids. The record is from RefSeq and is a predicted model, not a curated record. Gene Ontology annotation, molecular function: ATPase activator activity; double-stranded DNA binding. Gene Ontology annotation, cellular component: transcription factor TFIIH core complex; transcription factor TFIIH holo complex.